Messenger RNA from Cetraspora pellucida, 840 nucleotides. Lineage: Eukaryota; Fungi; Glomeromycota; Glomeromycetes; Diversisporales; Gigasporaceae. The record is from the annotation of a GenBank genome assembly.
AUGGAAAACGAGGCGCAACUUUCAUACUAUCAUUCAAAGAAAUCUAUGAUUAAAGAAAUAUCUGAAAAAAAUGUUGAUAAAGACAAAAAAAACACGUUAUUUCGAUUUCGAUCAACCAUUACUAUUAAUAUACCUUUAUUCGGUUUUCUCGCGUCAUUUGCUUUUUUUCUAAAGAAUCCACAUCAACAUCAAAGUCAAAAGAAGUCCUUCAAUUUAUUCCUUUUGGCUUGUCUUGGAUUCUUUUCAAUACUUGGAUUAUAUCAUUUUGGUUAUAAUAAUUCUACCGUUAGCAUUAUUAUUCCAACUCCAAGUAUUGUCACUUUAAAUGACAUUACUCAAAAUAAUAUAACUACUCAAGGUGUUGGUAUGAAUAUUACUUUACAAGAAGUUGCUAUGACAAAAUUUGUCAAAAUUCAAGUAAACACUUCAUCAAAUAAUAAUCACGCAAUGUCUUUAAACAAUUCUAUGAAUUCGGUAUCAGUUGUUGUAGUUGAUGAUAUAAUUAAUCUUAAUGAUGGGUUAAUUAAAUUUAAGGAAGAAUUGGAUAAUGUUAUUUCUUUCUUUACGAAUCUAAAUUCUCAACAAAGUGAUUCGAAAAAUAUUUUAAAUAUGAAUGUUGAGAAUGAUUUAGAUAAUGAUUUUAAACAAUUGCCGUCAAAUUAUUCUUCAUCUCUUUUUCAACGUCUGGAAUGCUUGGAUGAUUUUGAACUGUCAGAAGAUGACGACGACUUCUUCUUUGAAGAAUCAGAAGAUUCAGAAGAUCCGUGGGAAGAAUCAGAAGAUUCAGAAGAUCCGUGGGAAGAAUCAGAAGAUUCGUGGGAAGAAUCAGAAGAAUCGUGA